AUGAGCGCAACCGAAAAUGGAGCUGGCGAUUCACCGGCGAAUGACAUGACUAGCAAGGAUUAUUACUUUGAUUCUUAUGCUCACUUUGGUAUUCACGAGGAGAUGCUGAAGGAUGAAGUCCGCACACUCACAUAUCGGAACUCUAUUUAUCACAACCGUCACCUUUUCAAGGACAAGAUUGUAAUGGACGUUGGAUCCGGAACUGGAAUAUUAUCCAUGUUCGCAGCUAAAUCAGGGGCUAAGAAAGUUUUCGCCAUGGAAUUUUCAAAUAUGGCCAAGACAUCUCGCCAAAUCAUCAAGGAUAAUCAUUUGGAUCAUAUUAUUGAAGUUGUUCAAGCCAAGGUCGAAGACGUCAACGAGCUUCCGGGUGGAGUCGAAAAGGUGGAUAUCAUCAUCUCCGAAUGGAUGGGAUAUUGUCUUCUUUAUGAGUCUAUGCUCAACACUGUCCUCUACGCCCGUGAUAAAUGGCUGAAGCCAGAUGGACUUCUGUUCCCGGAUAAGGCUCGAUUGUACGUCUGCGCUAUUGAAGACAGACAAUACAAAGAUGAUAAGAUUCACUGGUGGGAUUCCGUUUACGGAUUCAACAUGUCAGCAAUUCGCAAAGUUGCAAUUACUGAGCCUCUCGUGGACGUGGUUGAUAACUCACAAGUUGUUACAAACAACGCUUUGAUUAAAGAGAUCGAUCUUUAUACUGUCAAAAUUGAAGAUCUUACGUUCCAAUCAGAUUUUCAAUUGAAAUGCGGCCGAAAUGACUACGUUCAGGCGUUGGUGACUUUCUUCACCGUUGAAUUCUCCAAGUGUCACAAACGCACCGGUUUCUCAACUGGCCCAGAUGCUCAAUACACGCAUUGGAAACAAACCGUGUUCUAUCUAAUGGACGCCUUGACAGUGAAAAAAGGCGAGGAAAUCACUGGAACAUUUGCUGUCGCCCCAAACAAGAGAAAUCCAAGAGAUCUUGAUUUCAAAAUCAAAAUCAGCUUCCACGGACAAGUUUGCGAUUUGGAAGAGGACAACACUUACACCAUGCAUUAA
Caenorhabditis bovis is the source of this 1032-nucleotide messenger RNA. The record is from the annotation of a GenBank genome assembly. NCBI's taxonomy places the organism in Eukaryota, Metazoa, Nematoda, Chromadorea, Rhabditida, Rhabditidae.